This is a messenger RNA of Diachasmimorpha longicaudata, 2774 nucleotides long. RefSeq names its product dihydroxyacetone phosphate acyltransferase (gene Dhap-at). The record is from RefSeq and is a predicted model, not a curated record. Gene Ontology annotation, molecular function: glycerone-phosphate O-acyltransferase activity; glycerol-3-phosphate O-acyltransferase activity. Gene Ontology annotation, cellular component: mitochondrial membrane; peroxisomal membrane. The transcript is spliced from 7 exons. The coding region runs from base 524 to 2680 and encodes 718 amino acids. Gene Ontology annotation, biological process: phospholipid biosynthetic process; ether lipid biosynthetic process; triglyceride biosynthetic process. Lineage: Eukaryota; Metazoa; Arthropoda; Insecta; Hymenoptera; Braconidae.
AACCAACAAUUAUACAAAUAAAUUAUCGCACUACCAACAAUUCUCUAUCGAUAUCGAGUGAAACAAUUGACAAAUCUCGGUCUAUUAAUCUGUCGGCCAAAGUCAUCUUCGAUUUUUAAUUAGUCAUUUAAAAUUGCAGGAGAGGCUAACAAAACUUUUGAACCUCAGUACAAACGGACACAAACCUAGUACAAACGAUUGAAUUUAUUCAUGUAACGCAAAACAAUCACCUGUCGGAUAUCUGCGUACGCAUCGCAUUACUAUCACUGCCAUAUUGUCACAUUCGUGUUUCCCAGUGCACCCCACUCCUGUGUUCGCCAUUGACAAUCAGUAUUACAACAUCAUCGACAAGAGCGCGACAGAGAGGACGAAGCAGAGUGAUAAAUACAAGGAGAGAGGGUAAACGUCAGUGUUCAAACAAAAUCCCCGGCUUUUUAGGUCACAACAGGGGACCGGUGACACUGGAAUCUCUCGAUUACUUUAUUUUUUUUUCGAGUGAGACCUGAGUGAUUUGCAUUUUGCAAUGGUGUUUUGUGACAAAUUGACCGAGUGCUCGCAAGGAGAAAUUCAUGUGAUAAUGGGGGAUAAUAGCGAUUACGUGGAUUUACUCGGAGAGAGACGCAAGAGUUCUGAUUUUUUAUGGGUAUCGAGAUGCAUGGAUCCUCUUGUACCUCAUCCUCUGCCUCCGGGAAUGAAGUACACCAGGGAACAAACCAUUGAGGCGGCAUUGAAUCACCCCAGGGUAGCUUUUACUGUGGAAACUCUGGCUGCUGCUAGGGGAGUGGACAAGGCCAUUGUCAGGAGGGAGGCUAGGGAUAUGCUCGAGGAGAUGGCCAGCAAGGCACAUCUACCUACUGUUCGAUGGAUUGGUCUGCUAACCGUUAAAGUAUUGAAGCGAAUUUUAAUGAGUUUUCGAGUGAACCAGAAGUAUCUACUCGAGAUACGCGAGCAGAUGAAACACUCUGAUGUACAGUACGUCUAUGUGCCAUCCCACAGAAGUUACCUGGAUUUUAUACUGAUGUCGUACCUUCUUUUUACAUAUGAAAUGGCCCUGCCAAAUAUUGCCAGUGGAAUGGAUUUUUACAGGAUGAAAAUUGUUGGUGAAUUGCUUCGUAAAACUGGAGCAUUUUACUUGAGACGAAGUUUCUCUCAUGACUUAUUAUACAAGGAAAUUUUCAAGGCUUAUGUCGCGUCUUUAGUUGAAAAUAGCGACCGAGCAAUUGAAUUUUUUAUCGAAGGAACGAGAAGCAGAAGCCAGAAGAGCAUAUCGCCCAAAUAUGGACUACUGAGUAUGAUCCUUGAGGCGGUGUUCCAAGGUCUCGUGCCAGACAUUCAAUUUGUACCAAUAAGCGUAGCAUACGAUAGACCCUUAGAAGAGUCUUUGUUCUCAUACGAACUACUCGGGGUUCCAAAGCCAGCAGAGACCACUAGUGGACUUUUCAAAUCCCUAUCGAUUCUCAAGGAAGACCGAGGACACGGUCACAUAUAUUUUAACAUAGGACCACCGAUAUCAGCACAAAAAUUCAUGGACUACAAUAUACGUAGGACGAGUGCCUUAUCUCCAAAUGCAAAAUUACCCACCGAGGUUGUGAAAAAUUUAGCGUUUGAAAUCAUUGAGAGCCACAAGAGAAAUACCGUAUUCAUGCCCUUCAAUUUGAUUGCUGUACUAUUCAAUGAACGUGUUCAUUCAUAUCCACGUAAUCCGUAUUGUUUUGACGGACUACUGCAGGACUACUGCUGGUUGAAGGAAAUUAUGAAGAAACAAGGGGCCACAAUUUUUCCAAAAGUUGACAGUGGAGACGACGAGUCAUACAGGCGAUCUGAAAAAGAUGACAUCAAAGAGUCACUGAAUACUCACAAAAAUUUACUGAGUUUCGAUUUACAUAAUUCGUUGACUCUUCAUGAUAAUUAUCGGGAUGUAAAAUCAGGAAAAAUUCGAAAUGUCAGGGGUCACGAUUUGGAUGAGAGAACAAUGAAAAUAGCUGUUCCUGCUAUCAACCUUGGGAUUUAUGUCAAUCCCAUUUUCGCAUUUUUUACUAAAGCAGCAAUUGCUGCUGUUUCAGUACACACUUCACAUCAAUCCAAAGAUUAUACCCGAGAAAAGUAUAUUCUUCUCAGAACGUUAUUAAGUAAUGAAUUUGGAUUGCCCACUGAUGACAAUAAAAACAUAAUUGCCGAUGAGUGGACGCAUGAGAUGGAGUUUUUAACUAACGUAGAAUGUUUUAAACAAGAGAGCGAACAAAUUACAUAUGGAAGUAAUGAGAAACUCAGACUAUUACUUAGUAAUUUAAUUACACCAUUCAUCAGUGCCGUUUAUGUAACGUGUUUAACAUUAUAUCAGUGGGAUAAUCUAAUAAUGGAGGGUCCAACCGAAAAAAACAUUCUGAAAGAAUCUCAACGACAAGCAGAGACUCUGCUCUUUGAAGAUAACAGCCUUGUCCGUCAUCCCUACACCCUUUCCUUAGAUCUGUAUUCAUCGACAUUAGUGAGUUUAGUGUCAUACGGUGCCAUAAAACUCGUACAAAAUCAGCCGAAUUACGAGAUAGACAGACCAAAUAUCUCAACAGUUAUUGGUGAUCUCGAGACGAUACUUUUAUCGCGAGAAACACCUGGAAGUUACCUGGAUAUUGGCCUCACCCUUAUUCGUCAAGCUGACAAUACACUUCAGGCCAAGUUGUGAUUGUUCAGUCAUACAACCAAAUUGAAUACCAAAUUGAUCAAUAUUGGCAGUAUUAUACAAUGUUGAAUUAAUAAAGUAAUACUUAUAUCUGCCA